Molecule: messenger RNA, 1248 nt
Organism: Linnemannia hyalina
Lineage: Eukaryota; Fungi; Mortierellomycota; Mortierellomycetes; Mortierellales; Mortierellaceae
Source: the annotation of a GenBank genome assembly
AUGUCGCGGGAUAUAUCAAUGUCUGCGUCCCGUUCUCAUUCCACAUGCUACAAGCUCAGUGCUACUCAUCCCGGUGUCGGUGCUGUGCUGGUGCCUGAUACCGAUGAAGCGUGCGGGAACCAAAUCACCGCAUCAUCAGCGGCAGAUAUCGCCGCAUUGGCAGGAUGCUCGACAUUCACCGGCUCCCUCACCGUUUUGGGCCUCUCUGCCAUUAACUCCAUCGCCCUCCCGGCCCUCCAAUCCCUCACCGGCACCAUCAAAAUCGCUUCCAACCCCCACCUCACAUCCUUAUCCCUCGACAACCUCCAGAGCAGCACAGGAACCAUCACCCUCUACAACAACACCCUCCUCUCUGUCGUCAAUGUCCCUCAACUCAAGACCCUCAAUUCCCUCGAAAUCGUUACCGCCCCCAGUCUUCGACAGUUGUCUCUUGCCAAUGUACAGAUCAUCAAUUCUUUCAAGGUCGAGGAUACGGGAUUGGAUAACUCGGGGAUUGUGCCCUGGAGCUCGUUCCAGAAGGCAACGGAUAUUGGGAUUAGUAACAACAAGUUCUUGAAGGCGAUCGAUAUCCCCGGGUUGAACACCAUCUCGGGCAAGUUGAUCGUCGCUGCCAACGGGUUGCUGGAGGGGAAAGGCGAGGGCGCCAGUCUGCACCUCUCGAACCUGACCACAGUCUCGAACUGCACCCUUCGCCACCUCACCGACAUCCAACUCCCCUCCUUGACCAGCGUCAGCUCAAGUUUAUCCUUUGACGAGACAAACCUCCAACUGAUCCAAGCACCGCACCUUAAGACCGUCGGUCAAACCCUCAGUAUCGUAUCAAACAACAACCUCAGCAACAUCUCCUUCUCAGAACUGACCUCCAUCGGCGGCGCCCUCCUGAUCGCCAACAACACCCUCCUCACCUCCGUCAACGGGUUCGGGCAACUCAAGGACAUCUCAGGCGUCCUGAACAUGCGCGGCGAUUUUUCAAACGUAUCCUUCCCCAAAGUCUCGUCAGUCCAGGGCGGGAUGUCGGUCCUGUCGAGCAGCAAGGACUUUGAUUGCUCGACAUUGAGUAAAGUCAAGGCCAGUGCCCGUGGCAAGACGAUCUGUCAGGCGCAGGUCAAGUCUGCAAAGCCCACAAACUCGAAUGGCGGCGAAGAUGAUGCCCUUCUCAACUCGUCGAAUGUGUUAAAGGUGACUACUCAAGGAGCUGUUUGGGCUGCUGUUGUUCUCCUCAGCGGCCUUGCCUCAUACGCCAUCUAG